Molecule: messenger RNA, 441 nt
Organism: Cotesia congregata
Lineage: Eukaryota; Metazoa; Arthropoda; Insecta; Hymenoptera; Braconidae
Source: the annotation of a GenBank genome assembly
AUGUGGACAGAACCAGGGACGAUUAUCGAAUGGAUACAGCAAAAUUGUUAUAUCAAUGAACCAGAUACCAAAAUCAAAUUACUGUAUAUAAUAACAGAUGGUUUGAUUGAACCUAUAUCUGUGCAAAAAUGUUUUGAAUUGAACGAAAAUAUGAACUACGAAAUGGUUGCUUUUCAUGCGAUUCAUGAAAAUUUGGAUAAAAUUGACCUUUCAGUAGCAGCGUCUUUUUUCAAGAAUCAUUGCAUAGUUUAUCGUAAUCGCGAGCUAUAUGACAACGUUAAUAUUUCUAAAGAAUUUGACUACAAUAAGAUCAACGUUGAUAACUUUGAAGCCGAAAGAGAAAACUUGAAAUCUUAUAUUAAGUUGAAAUUCAUCAAUAAAUCAAACCAAGAUACCUUUGCUUUGCAAGAAAUAAAUAAAUUGAAGUUGCUGAGAGAUCAA